AUUUGAUUACGUCUUUUUUUCGAUUUGUCUGUGAUUUGUCUCCAUUUCAAUUGUAAAAUUCGUACGGUAUGCAUCGUUCUGUUCAGCAUCGCCACAAUUUCAUGUGAUAUCACAUUCAUCUCGGGCUUAAGACAAAAGUAUUUGCCAAACAUUUUAAAGUGAUUUUUUUUUUCAUCUGCACUCUGAACAUUUUCUAAUGAAAAAAUACGGAAAAAAUCAAAAAAAAAAUAAUUAAUGGAAAAAAUUUGAAGAGAUCUUGACAAAAAUAAGAUUGCCGAUAAAAUUGUGAAAACUUAAAUUUACUGAAAACAUUGAAAAGAAAAGAUUAAAAUUGGUGUAUCGGUGACCGAAAAAAAAGUGUAGUGAUAAUAAUUGAACGUGAAUAUUUUUUUUUCUGAUGUGAAAUUUGAUGACACCUUAUGACUUCAUCGUCAACAGCAACUCUGAGGCCGGCCAAUUGUUCUAUUUUGUCAAUUUCUUUUAUUUCGUCGGUGCUGGGUGUGUUUUAUUAAAGAAGUGAGAGAAAUAUAAACUAAGAGAACAAUAUACACGUGAAACCCGAUUCGGCAAUUGUGUGAAUAAAUUAUACGAAGCUUUAACGAGUGUGACGAAUAAUUUUCGGCAUUUUGGAGCGCGCUUUCGAGAUAGAGAUAAGGCGAGACGAGAGAGCUUAUAUCUAUAUGUAGCAGCGCCGCCGGCUACUCCUUGCACAAAUUUGCACAUAAAGAGAUCAAUCCAAUAUUGCCAUACAUAAUACUACGCAUUCAUAUACACAAUUAUUCGGCGAGAGAGAGAAAUAUUUUGAGCAAAGCAAUAACAAUAUACACGAACAGUGAAACUCGUGAUUGGAAAAAGAGUUUUUCCCACUGUGUGUCUCUGUCUCUUUCGGAAAACUAACCACAUUCAUCCGAAACCAUCCAAUUCGAUUUAUACAUAUACAUGCAACAUAUAUUUGCGAACAAAAAUGAAUUAAAAUACACAGAGAGAGAAAGACAACGAACCAGAGACCCAUCCAGAUCUGUACACAACUAUUUCACAUAGAGCGAAAAUAAUAUUGCAAAAGCGCAAUACCAUUUGCUCCUCUUUCACUUGGUCUCUCGCUCUUUCAUUCGCUUUGCCGUUUGCCAAGCGCAAAUCCCUCAUAUCUACAGAGAGACACAGAACCAUACAUAUUUGCAUAUGUAUAACAAGAAAUGGAAAAUCGCAUCAUUUCCAUAUAUCAACGCUAGCAACUGCCACCAAUAACAUUUCGAUUUCGAAUUCGGAUUUAUUUGAGUCAGUAUUUAAACCGAAUGCGGAUUUGAUUGUCGUGCGCUCUCUCACAUCGCCAUACAUACGAGUUCUUCCAAUUGCUUUUUUUGAAAUCGGUUUUAUUCGUCGAUCAACUGUGCAAAAAAACCUUUUUCUGAACUCAAUGAAAACAAAGUGAGAUAUUAAACGAACAAAAAUAAAAAGAAGACGAAAAGAACAAGAAGUUUUUUUACUAAAAUUUUUUGUGACACGCUUAAACGCGUGUAAAAGUGAGAAACUCUGGCGAGCUUAGCUGAUUUGUAUCCGCUGCCAUUGGUUAGCAAAUAUUUGAGUGAAACAAACGGAUCUAGUGUUUUUUCGACAAAAAAUCGAACAACACCGAUGAGUAUGGAUUCAGCAAUGGACUCGCUAUCGACUGCAAGUGAUCAUAGCGUAGCCUCAGCACCACCAUCGCCUCAAUACAAUUCCAAAUCGGCUGUCAGCCCAAAUAAUAAUAACAACAGCAACAAUAAUCAUAAUAUGAGUGCAUCAAAUAACAGUAAUACAACUUCAUCAAAUCAUCAUCACAAUCAUAAUCGAAGCCCGUCACCAGUGAGUCCACCAUUGCGACAUCAUCAAAGUAGCCCGCACAUGAUUUCAAUGGCACAUCCAUUAAGUCCACCACAAACAUCCACACCGAAUAGCAUUGCAGCCGCGAUGGGCCCACGAAUGGCACAAAGUUUACCGCACUUGGCUCCACACAGUUUGGGUUUACUCAAUUCACUACAAAUGAUGCAUCAUGCAAAUCCAUUGGAAUUGAUGGCAGCUGCCCAUCAUCAGAUGCCACCACGUUCGUACAACAGUCCGCCGCCAAUUUCGACAUCCGAUCCCACGGCAAAUGAAUGCAAAUUGGUCGAUUAUCGUGGCCAUAAAGUGGCCGCAUUUAUCAUCGCCGGCGACACAAUGUUGUGUUUGCCGCAAGCAUUCGAGCUAUUCCUUAAGCAUCUCGUUGGUGGAUUACACACAGUUUAUACAAAACUAAAGAGAUUAGAUAUUGUUCCGUUGGUUUGUAAUGUGGAACAAGUGCGUAUCCUUCGCGGAUUGGGUGCUAUCCAACCGGGUGUGAAUCGUUGUAAGCUGUUGUCCUGCAAAGAUUUCGACAUUCUCUAUCGGGAUUGCACAACGGCCAGAUGCUUGUCGGUUAAACCCCUUGAAAGCUCUAGACCGGGCCGACCACCAAAACGAGGACCUGUCGGACUAUUACCUUCCAGCCAUUUAUCGCAUCAUCCACAGAUGAAAAAACAUCGAUUGGAUAACGGUGACUACCCAUAUGAAAAUGGGCACAUGAAUGAUAUUUCGAGGUUGGAGAAAUCCCCACUUUUGGCAAACGGUUACAAUCCACCGCCAACACAUUUGAAUCACAUGCAAUUUAUGCAAAUGAACCAUCAUCCUGGUGCCAUGAUGAGUCCUGGCUUACCGCCACACGGACUACCACGACACGACAGCCAACUCAUGAAAGGACAACCGAAUCUACCCAACAUGGAUGCCAUUGCCAGGUCUGGCAUUUGGGAAAAUUGUAGAGCCGCUUACGAAGACAUUGUUAAGCACUUAGAACGAUUGCGAGAAGAAAGAGUUGACGAUCGAAACCAAAUCAGCGAGCAAAAAUCAAGGGAGCACACAUCACAUAAUGGUUCAUCAAAUGGUCAUAGUCCGGUGUUAAAUCUCUCAAAAUCUGGUGGUUUAGAUCAAGGCAGUACCGGCGAUCAGAGUGAUCGAAGUGAGAAUCAAUCACCAGCACCAUCCAUUCACGAUGAAGAUGAGAAUCUAAGCGAAGACAAUAUAUCCGAUGUUGAUGAGCGCGAAGCAAAGGACGAAGAUUUGAGUGAUAAUGAACGUGAUAACGCAGCCCAAGCACCAUCGUCACAAGUUCCAAAUUCCGAUGCGCAUCAGCAGGCAAUAAAUUACACAUCGUUAGCGGCUACCGCUGCAGCCGUGGUAGCCAGUGGUGUGAAGAGCAAUGUUUCGGAACAAGAACAACAGAAUUUAUCAUCGACCGAGACGCUAUUACGAAACAUCCAAAGUUUAUUGACUGUCGCCGCUGACAAUGCCAGACAACAGGAACGUCAAAUCAGCUAUGAAAAAGCUGAACUUAAAAUGGACGUUUUGCGAGAGCGCGAAUGUAAAGAUACAUUGGAGAGACAACUGUCCGAUGAGCGAAAACUUCGAGUUCUGUAUCAGAAGCGCUUCAAAAGAGAACGAAAGCUACGCAAUCGUUUUGAACAAAAAUUGGAAGUUGAAACGAAACGUCGCACUCAAAUUGAAGAUGCACUUAAGGCUUCUGGCGCUCCAGCUGAAGCCUUGCGUUUAUUAUCUGAAUCAUCUGGUGAUCGAAAAGAAAAGCCGUCGUCGGCCGAUCGCCGCACUGAGAGUCCUUACACAAACAACCAAUCACUGCAUGAGAUGGAAAUGGAACGAAAAACACGUCAACAAACUGGCGAUCGUGAUGUGAAAAGUCCAUUUCAGGAGAGGCCAAAUUACUACAAAAAUUCGGUUUUAUUCAGCAGUGCGACUUAGUCGAAUGGCUCAUCAUCGGAACAGUGACUAAAUAAAAUCGAUAAAAAAUUUCAUUGAAAAAAAACAUACACAGUGAAAACGAUUAAAAAAGUGAAACUAAAAAAUGUGCAAUGAUUCAGUUUGUAUCGUUCGUAAAAGUGAAAGAAAAUUUAUAAAAAUGAAGUAUAUCGACGAGUGAAUGUGAACGUUUAUGAUGAUGAUGAUGAUAUCGGAGACAUAAGAAGCGCCUGCCGUGUGUUCGGUAAUAUUGGUUAAAAUAAGUGCUAAUGUGCUCAUCAGCAACAACUCUUUUCAACUAAUACAGAUCCAGAUCUCAAGUUUUCCCAAACACACACAAACAUAUACAUAUACAAACAACACUCGAUUACACAAUCUCUUAUAAAUCUAGAUUUAAAGAUGAAAUAAAAAAAUUGUAUUAGCAGGUGAAUUUCUAUGAGGUUAAUUUACAUUUUCACAUAAUAAUUAAUCAAAAAGUAGAGAGGUUAAACUGGCGGAAAAAAAGGAAUGCGGUGAAUAAAGAUUCAUAUUGAUGAGAUUUAUUCGUGUGUCGCGCGCGAAUCAGUAGUAAGAAUACAAGCGUAUUUAUAGGAAAAACCCAAGUAAGACUAUCAUAAAGAGAAAAAAAUGAAAUGAUUUAACGCAUUACUCGCAUAGAGAGUAAUUUACUAAUUAAAAUUUCAAAAUUAGAAGAUUUUAACGGAAGAAAAUCCACAAACAUACAUACACAUAAUUUACAGAGUAAAUGAAAGAAAAAAUGCAUACGCCCACUUUAACAUUUAACCAAUUUAUAAAUUCCUAUUUCUUUGCCAUAAAUUAUUUGUAUUAACUUAAACUUAGGUGAAUUAAAAUUUAAAGAAAAAAAAUAAGUAACAAUAUCACAAUAAUAUAAAAUUAUAAAAAAACCGCAGAGAAAAAUCGAGAUUCAUUUAAAAAAUGAAGAGAGAUAUGAUUGAACCUUUUGCAAUUGCAAUUUUAAAAUUGAAAGUAAUAGGUGAAACAGAAAUACUAAACCAGAUAGUAAUUAUUGGAAUAAAAACAAGGGUGCGAAUGAGUUAAGAAAAAGCCAGAAAGAAUCAUCUCAGAGUGAAAGAGACGAACCGACGCAACUUCUAUAUCACAUACACAGUAGAAAUUGUUUAUUAAACAAAUUAAAUAAUAAUCUUAAUAAUUAAGCUAACCAUUAGCAAUAAUAAACACACAGAAUUAAUUAUGCUACCGACGGAGGGAGGGAUAGAAUUUUUCCCCCAUCGCUCACGCGCAAAAUCGCCAUUUUCUUCACAAUUCGUUCUGUUGACUCCAAGGGAAUGGCACGUAUAUGAGAGACAUGGCGACGUGCCAAACCGUAACGCCAUCUAUCGGAUAGAAUCUGAAUUACAAAUUUCGUAUUGACUAUCUCAUAUUUGUGUAAUUUUGUACAUAGAACUAUAAGGUUUAUUCCGACAAAUUUGUAAGGUUUUUGUUCGCCAACAUUUUAUAUAGCAUGCCAUACCCUUGGUUGACUCUUUUCAUUUUAUUUGUUCUUGUGUCGCUCUGAGUUUGAAGCUGCGUGAGUGGACACACCAUUUCGUUUGAUGUUUUCAUCCAAUUUUUUAGUGUUAAAUUAAAUUAAUUUUUAAUGAUUAACAAGAAAUGUUCCGUGUUUUCAAUAUGCUGUUGUGAUCGAUUUUUUGCUUGUAAAAAUAUAGUGAACAAACGCACGAUGCUCAGCACUAUGUGCUGACUUUUUACUUUUCUUAAAUUCUACACACUAUUUUCACCUAAAUUACUCUCUCUCUCUCUCUCUCUCUCUCUCUCUUUCGCAUGAAAAAGCAUGUCAAGACAAUACUAAGAGAUACAGAAAGGGACAGAGUGUUUACAAUGUGUGAAUUUAUAGUCCAUCUUCAACCGUUUCACACGCAUAGAUCCUUUAACUUUUUUCUGCAAGAACAAAAAACGGCAAAAAGUUUUCACUUUUGGCACUUUGAUAAUUGGUAUGGGCGUGCGCUCAUAUCACACAUGGCAUUUCGGACGAGUCACAAAUCAACAUUUUUUUGGCAAGUUGUUUUCAUUUUUAGACGAAUUUCAAAUUGGGUAUAGGUUUAUCAAAGCGCGACGAUGACAAGCAACGUUGACAGUAGCGCCAUGGUGCGGUUGCCAGCGAAACUAAAAAAAUGACACAAAUUUCGAUCGCCCAAAUCAAAAAUGGUACAAAUUUGUGCCACCCAACAUAAACAGUGGCAACCAUAAUGAAGUUGCUGCGUUGCCCAGCUGUCAUUGUCUUCGUGCCUUGGUUUAUGAAAUACUGAGAUGCAAAAUUCACCAUUGGAUAAAAUAAUACAUAAUAAAUUGCUUAAAAGAAAUGGCAGAUCUAUUAGAACUUAAUAAGAAAUAGAAAAGCGUGAUUGAUGAUGACAAUCGAAUUGCCGAAGAUGAAAUCGAAUUGAAAUGUAAGUAACUGCCGUCGCCAAAUUCUAGCGUCAUUUUCUCUAUUUGAAGACAUAAUAGUGUCAUACUAGAUUUGUUGAAAGACAGUCCCAUUGCAUAAUGCAAAACGCUAUAAACAAUGGAAGAGCCGGCGCAAAGAUAUGAAGCUCGCGUGCGUCAUAUAUGCAACGCAAUAAGCAUGAACAAGAUUGAAAAUCAGAAUUAAAUGAUUUUUUUUUUCGAUAAAGAAAACAAUAUAUUCUCUACAUUCAUACAUCUCUCUUCUCCUCUUCUGUAUAACUUCUAUGGAAAAUAUACGAACACAUACAGACACAAGAAGAUAAUGAAGCAAAAAAAAUUAACAUUUAAUCGUAAACUAAAUGAAUAUGAGAACUCUAACUAAAUAUAAAAGUAUAUGUAAUUGUAAUUUGUAAUUGUAAUUUUAAAUAUACGACUACCCAGCAAACAAUUGAUAGGGCAAAUGCAUCCAUUAUGGAGCACAUAUUGACGGUCGUUUUCGGGGUUAGAUUCGUGUGUAGUUUCAGUAAUUUCCAUAGGUUUGGCAUGGUGGAACAUUCAGGUGUGAAAACAUGGAAAAAGGGAAAGACAACCAUUAGUAUCAGUUGAACUGGGUAUAAAAUACUUUUUUUAAAUUAAAAACUUUACUCACCUACGGGCACUCCCCCUCCGUACAAUGUUGUACUAUUGUACAACUAGACCACAAGACUUUAUAUAGUCUGUUCAUGUCUAGCUACGCUAACUAUAAUAGUUAAAAUAUUUUAUUUUAUGUAAUUUUUUGAAUGUAUGAUUAAUUGAUGAUGUUUGUUAGUUGACAUUGUUGUUUUACUCCGGCGGUCUUAACAAUGAAACUGGCAAUGGUACAUCAAAGAUCCGGCAAAGUCCUAUGUAAUUUAAAGCAAAUACAUUAAAUAAUGAAUAUUCUGUU
Molecule: messenger RNA, 7153 nt
Organism: Contarinia nasturtii (swede midge)
Lineage: Eukaryota; Metazoa; Arthropoda; Insecta; Diptera; Cecidomyiidae
Gene: dac
Product: dachshund homolog 2
Exons: 13
Coding region: 1633-3804 (723 amino acids)
Source: RefSeq, a predicted model, not a curated record